AUGAAGGCAGUUACCAGUGUCAAGUGUCAAGUGUCAUGUGUUGGCGUGCCCUAUCGGCGAUACGGCCAAACUCUAUAUCCCAUCUUCAAGUCAGCAGGGCUUACUCGUGUCUCCCGUCCGUUUGGAGGACCUUGGACCGCCUUCGUGUCGGUGCAUGCGGGCGGCACGUCCCCUUGCAAUGGCACCCAAGGCCUCGACUCGACAGAAGACCCCCCUGAUCAAUAUUCACUCGACCUUCCUCAACUGAGCCCGGCGUCUGUGCCUCCUCCCGCCUUGGCCAGUGGCCGCACCGCGAGGCGGAAGGACGCUCGAGCGUCGCCGGCCGAACUGUUUCUGAUCGCCGAUUCCUGA
This is a messenger RNA of Colletotrichum destructivum, 351 nucleotides long. RefSeq lists its product as uncharacterized. The transcript has a single exon. NCBI's taxonomy places the organism in Eukaryota, Fungi, Ascomycota, Sordariomycetes, Glomerellales, Glomerellaceae. The record is from RefSeq and is a predicted model, not a curated record. Bases 1 to 351 code for a protein of 116 amino acids.